AUGAACGACUCUGGAAAUCAGCAAAAUGAGAACUACGAUGCAAAUCCUAAUUUUACUUUCAUCGGUGCUGAGCUUCCUGUUGAUUACAAAUUGGAUUGGAUGUGCGAAUUAGCACUGGAGAAUUCAGAUCGUAUAACGACUGCUAACGAACACGACACCGUCUACUUAACCCUUGACAGCGUGCAGUAUAUUUUCACUGUGUGCAUCCGGCUGCGCCUUCCCCCUGAUAUUCGCUAUUUGGCAGCUUUAAUUUUUAGUAGGUUUAUGCGAAUUCACACUCUGCAAGUGUUAAACUUCCUCGAUGAAAUGAAAAUGAGUGAAAAGAGGCGUUCCCGUGAAUGGGAACGGGUUGAAGCCAAUUUGUCUCGACAAACAACUCUUCGUAUGCUGUCUUCGAUACAGAUCGCCUCUAAAGCACUUAGUUACCAUGAUAGCCUUUCAUCAAAACAAGUUUGCUCGUGUCUUCGUUCUUUGGGGUUCGCCUACACACAGCGCGCAGCGCUGAAAUCAGAGCUGCGAAUUUUGAAAACCCUUGAAUAUCGCUUACCGAGGUCACCUCUCGUUUAUUCCGAGACGCUUCUAAAAUCCGUCGUGUCCGUUUGCUCAAACGUCGACUUCAAUGUGAUUUGGGAGCAUACGCUUAUGUUCCUUGAUAUUGUGUUUUUACACCACGAACAGGUCUACGAACAUGUUUUGAAGUCAGCGGUGUCGCGAAAAGGUCUACCACCAUCUCUUCCGAGAGCCGAUAUUGAACGAGUGAAAGCAGAUUGGAUGCUCCUUGGUGGAGGAACAGUAACUGCUGCAGCUCAGUGUGUGCUAACUAUGGACCAAACGGAGGUGAUGGUGGCGCAUCUUGCAAAAUUCUCGGGCACGCCUACCGAGGAUAUCUUUCAAAUGGCUGCCGCUAUAACCCAAACUACAUUACUGCUUCAGAAGUCACUGCCUAAAUAG
Necator americanus (New World hookworm) is the source of this 951-nucleotide messenger RNA. RefSeq lists its product as uncharacterized. Gene Ontology annotation, cellular component: site of double-strand break. Bases 1 to 951 code for a protein of 316 amino acids. The record is from RefSeq and is a predicted model, not a curated record. The transcript has 10 exons. Lineage: Eukaryota; Metazoa; Nematoda; Chromadorea; Rhabditida; Ancylostomatidae. Gene Ontology annotation, biological process: reciprocal meiotic recombination.